Messenger RNA from Suillus bovinus, 1062 nucleotides. RefSeq lists its product as uncharacterized. The coding region runs from base 1 to 1062 and encodes 353 amino acids. Gene Ontology annotation, molecular function: protein binding. The transcript has 8 exons. The record is from RefSeq and is a predicted model, not a curated record. NCBI's taxonomy places the organism in Eukaryota, Fungi, Basidiomycota, Agaricomycetes, Boletales, Suillaceae.
AUGGAAUCAGAGACACCACGCGUUUCAUUCAUUUCCAUCGUAGACUUCUCUGAGGAUGCUCGCUGGCUGUUCCUUACUGAAUCAGUCUCCGACUUGCUAGGCUUUGAACCCCGCGAGUUAAUAGGUCGCCCUGCUUUGGAGCUUGUACAUCCAGACGAGUUCUCUCAGGUAAAGCAGAUGCACUACGAUACUAUCCACGAAGACAAAGCCGCUGCUCUCGCAUAUCUUCGAUUAAAGCAUAAAGAUCCCUUCAAAGGAUACAUUCUUUGUGCAGUCUCUCGGACCGUCGUGCACAGCGUUAUAGUAGGCAGCGUAUCGUUUGCCUCACCAGGCGGGAAAGCGCUCCAGAAUACAUCUACUGCGCAAGAAGUUGAAGUUGUCACACCUUCUGCCAAGAACUUCGAGCUCAGGCGAUGGGGCGACCCUUCACCGAUGACAUCUAGUCCCAGUAUAUCCGACCUCACUUCACGAGCUGGCUGCCUUUCCACAGACACGGACACUAGCGAUUCAUCAUCAAGCCGCAGCCGAGGCAAGAAACCAACAAUAAUUAGUUUUAAUCCUCUACCCCCUCAGUCCCUAAGAUCGGCACUCAUCCUUGACCGGUUCUCGAUUCAUUGCACGGUCCUCUACUGUUCCAACGACCUUCUCCUGUCAACUACCAAGGUUUUGGGUCGAAGUUUCUUUGAUUUUGUCACUAGUCGCACAGAACAUAGCGUACGCAGCUGGAUCGAUGUCAUCAAAUCAUGGGGCGUCAACGAUCGAGGGCAACCAAGCGAUGGUGGCUUCGGUUUUGGUAAAUUUGUGCUGUUACUUGCUGGCAGAGAUUCAAGGAGUGAAAUUGAGCAAGAUACGCCGCUAUCGCGGCGCAGGCUCGGAGACGCAAGAAUCAACUGCCGAAUGCCAUCAAGCCCACGUUGCGCCUCUCAUUCAUCGUCUUCCCGUUCGCGGCCACCGUCCUCGAUGUCUUCAUCGACCUCUGAUCAGGAAAUUUCCGUUGACGCUAUUUUCUCUGGACACUCGGACGGCAUUUUACUGGUACUUCGUCCAACUUCAAAAGCAUGA